AUGGUCAGCCCAGCCCUUAAACGAAACGCGGACCACCUCUCCACCUCGAAAUCGGAAACCAAGAAACCCAAAGGAGGAAGUAUCACUUCUUUCUUCGGCGUUCCUAAACCGAAGCCCACGGAGACACCGGGGACAACAGCCGCACUACCUCCUCGACCAAGCUCCUUCAGUAAAGAAAAAUGGCUGGCCACUCUUACACCGGAACAGAAGGAGCUUCUGCAACUCGAAAUCGACACAUUGGACGAUAGCUGGCUCGCGCAUCUGAAAGACGAUAUUACAACAACGGAGUUUCUUAACCUGAAACGGUUCCUCAAGAAGGAAAAGGACAGCAAGGCGAAGGUCUUCCCUCCCGAGGAAGAUGUGUAUUCCUGGUCUCGCCUUACACCCCUACACAGCGUCAAAGUGGUGAUUGUAGGACAAGAUCCGUACCACAAUGACAACCAAGCUCACGGCUUAGCGUUUUCCGUGCGUCCGCCAACUCGGGCACCCCCAUCCCUGGUUAAUAUCUACAAAGGGUUGAAGAAAAAUUACCCGGACUUUACACCCCCACCGAACAAUAGUGGACUCCUUACACCAUGGGCUGAGCGAGGUGUUCUGAUGCUUAAUACCUGUCUUACAGUUCGUGCGCAUCAAGCUCAUAGCCAUGGGAACAAGGGAUGGGAGUCAUUUACUCAGAAGGUGAUUGACUUGGUUGCUCGAGUCCGAACUCACGGUGUGGUUUUUCUUGCUUGGGGAAAACCUGCUGGGUUGCGAGUAACUAAGAUCAACCGGGAUAAGCACUAUGUGCUGCAAUCGGCGCAUCCCAGUCCUUUUAGUGCACACACUGGAUUUUUUGACAAUGGUCAUUUCAAGAAAUGCAAUGACUGGUUAGCUUCACGAUACGGCGAUGACGAGAUUAUUGAUUGGAAUCUAGUUGCAACCAAGAAGAAGUUGGCUGCGCCCUCUGAUAAAGAGAAUCUGUCAAUCUUGGCCAAUGUCACUCAAGUGACUACUAAGGUCGCAGAGCCCCAAUGUCCUGAUGAUGAGGACAAGAAGGCGAAGACUUGCCCGUCGACGUCGUCGACGAUGAAUUUGACGAUGAAGAUGCUUUGGAGGCCUUGGCAGCUGCAGAGGAGGAACUUUCUGCAAGUUAAACCUACUGGGAGAAUUGGUGAUGGUUUUUUGAUGUAA
This is a messenger RNA of Penicillium malachiteum, 1170 nucleotides long. Its product is annotated as uracil-DNA glycosylase. Lineage: Eukaryota; Fungi; Ascomycota; Eurotiomycetes; Eurotiales; Aspergillaceae. The record is from RefSeq and is a predicted model, not a curated record. Gene Ontology annotation, biological process: base-excision repair, AP site formation via deaminated base removal; base-excision repair. Gene Ontology annotation, cellular component: nucleus; mitochondrion. Gene Ontology annotation, molecular function: uracil DNA N-glycosylase activity. The transcript is spliced from 3 exons. Bases 1 to 1170 code for a protein of 389 amino acids.